ACCUGAGACCCUGCCCUUCUCACCCCAAGCACAGAGAGCCCAGAUGUCCCCCUCACAGCCUCCACCCACCGCCCCACAGAUGGAAGCAGACAAGGUCACAGAAGAACCUCAUACCACCAUGGAUAUAGAGGAGCACCCCGCUUCAAAGGACCCCUCUGCUGAGGACUUACAGAAGGACCCUAUCUCUGAAGCCUUCUUGGAGCCUUCCAUCUCUGAGACCCCUUUAGAGUCCCACACCUCUGAAUCCCCUUUGGCGCCAUCCUCUUCCCAGAGUCCAUUAGAGACCCACACCUCUGAAUCUCCUUUGGCGCCAUCCUCUUCCCAGAGUCCAUUAGAGACCCACGCCUCUGAAUCUACUUUGAUGCCAUCCCCUCCCCGGGCCCCAUUAAAGACCCACACCUCUGAAUCUCCUUCGGUGCCAUCCUCUUCCCAGAGUCCAUUAGAGACCCACAUCUCUGAAACUACUUUGGUGUCCCCUCCCCAGGCCCCAUUAGAAACCCACAUCUCCGAAUCCCCCUUGACACCAUCCCCUUUCCAGACACCAUUAGAGACCCACACCUCUGAAUCCCCUUUGAUCCCAUCCCCUUCCCAGACCCCAUUAGAGAUCCAUGCCUCUGAAUCCCCUUUUGUGCCAUCCCUUUCCCAGACCCCAUUGGAGACCUACACCCCUGAAACCCAUCUGCAGCUUUCCAACUCUGAGACUACUUUAGGGCAUUCUACCUAUGAGAUCCCUUUGGAAACCUCUACCUCUGAGAGUCCAUUGGAUAGUCACAUAGCAGCGAAACACCUUAAUUUUCAUCUCUCAUCAUUAGGCCAUGUCUCUGUAUCUUCCUCUGAUGGGCUGGUGGAAGACCUCUCUUAUGGAUACACCAAAGUCCCUGAAUCUGAUAGCCUUCCAGGGGACUCCCUUUCAGGCCCUUCUACCCAGGUGCAAAUGGACAUGUCUGCAAAGCAGAAGGAAGAGGGAAGAGAGGACGAGGAGGAAGUGGAUGCCAGUGCCAGCACUGCUCACACAGCCCAUCCUGGACACCAGCCGGGCAAGAAGGGGAAGAAAGGAGUUAGCCGUUUCACAGGCCACCCAGUGGUCCCUGCUCAGCAGGCAGAGCUGGUGGGAGUGGCGAAGGCAAUGCACAGAGAGAAGUUUGAUGCUCAGGUGAACUAUCUUUUCCAAUGGGAGAAGAAUGCAGCCCUGAAUGCCAUCCAGACAGGUCUCUACAUCGGCUGGCGCUGUCCUCAUUACCUAUGGGACUGUUUCCGGAUUGGGGAUGAGUCCAAAUGCUUUUGUGGACACUUGUUGAGAGAGCACCGGAUCAUCUCAGACAUAUCCGUGCCCUGCAAUGUGAGCCAGUGCCGCUGCCUCAUGUUCUGCUUUAUCCCUUCACGCCCAGAAGAGGUGGGUGAGUUCUGGCUCAAGAGACGGGCCACCUUCGACCCCAAGGCCUGGAGGGCCCAAUGUCGUUGCAAACACAGCCACGAAGAACAUGCAGCCACUGGGUCCCAUCCCUGCAGGCAUCGUGAUUGUUGCUGCAGAUAUUUUGAGUCUAAUUUCCUCUGUGCGGCCUGUGAUCGACGCUGGGAGGAACAUGUGACUUUCUUUGAGACCGAGGAGACCCGGCGACGAGGAGGAAGGCCUCACGGGACAGACACCGUCAACAACUGGCGCAGGCCCGUGUGAGGCUGGCCUAGAUCAGCAAUAAAGGGGAAGUCAUUGGAACCUGACCUGGCUCUGUAUAGGGCAGGUAGAGCCUAGCUUGGGGAUAGAUAAUACCUUAGAGUCCAACACUUACUGGGGGCGGGAGAGAGGCUGGAUCCAGCCAUCUGCCUCCAUCACACCCACAUUCAAGCUUCUGGAUCUAAUAACAGAAGGAAAGUAACUUCAAGGAAGCUAAAAAGGGAGGAAGUUUCAAGAAGGAUAGAGUGGGAAGUAAUAUUAGAUGCAGUUGGGGCACCAGUAAGAUAAAGACUGAAGAGUAACCAUUGGAUUUUACAAUUAGAAGUUCCUUGGGGACUUCAGAGAGUGCAGUUUCACACUGGUACAGUGGGGUCAGAAGGCAAAAAGAAGUAAGUAUGAAGGAGUCUCUCCAAGAAGCUUGCAUGACAGCAACUGACAAUAUUCAGAGAGAGAUAUGGAGUUAAGGAAGCACUUUUUUAGGAAGAAAAAGAGGAAUAAGCCAGUAGACAAAAAGACCUUGGACCAUACAGAAUAGACAAGUGAAAUGCCUGGUGAAUUGAAGGCAGGGAUGAGGUCAAGGCAGAGGUGAAGGAGUUUGCUCUGGACAGGAGAAACACUACUUCCUAAGGCCAAGAGGAAGGAGGAAAGGAUGGUACCUUUACUAAGCUUCAGGGAACAGGAUCUUGUGGAAGUUCCGCUCUGAUUGCUGCUAUCCUCCUUUUGAAGCAGGAGAUAAGGCCAAUUGCUGAUGGGGGGGGGUGAAAGGGAUAAGAGUGGGAAUAGGAGCAACAGGAAGAGAAAGGUGAAAGUUUGGGAAGGCUAAUGAGGGGAGUUGGGAAAAAAACUCCUGAUUGUGUGUAGUUCAGGAUUCAGGUACAGUUGGAAGUAAGAACAUAGUUACAGCAGGGAAGUAAAAUAUUUAAGUUAACAACAGAGAGUGUCAGGGAGAUAUAAUCAGGCAAAAGAAGAAGAAUGUGAGAAUGUGAAGGGAGUAUGGGGAAAGAAAGUGAUGCCAGGAAGCAACUGACAGACUGAAAAUGGGAGCAGUCAGAAGAACAGAAGUCUCUAAUGAGGUCCUGGAGCACAUAUAGUGGGCAGAGGCUGCAGGGUAUAGCAGCUUUCAGAUAAGAACAGCUGCAGGUGAUGACAAGUGCUUUAGAGAAAAGAAGAUUUGGAGCCAGGGGUCAAAAUCAGUGAAUGGAGGGAGUAACUAGUCCAUAGAGAGAGGAGAGUAGGAGAUUCUAACACUAACAAGCUUAUAACCCUAAGCAAAUCAUCUUCCCUCUUUAAGCCAGUUUCUGGAUCUGUAAAACAGAAAUAACCUCUUUAUUGCCUGCUCUCUAU
This is a messenger RNA of Nycticebus coucang (slow loris), 3016 nucleotides long. It is a transcript of the gene FAM221B, whose product is annotated as family with sequence similarity 221 member B. The transcript has 7 exons. The coding region runs from base 44 to 1675 and encodes 543 amino acids. NCBI's taxonomy places the organism in Eukaryota, Metazoa, Chordata, Mammalia, Primates, Lorisidae. The record is from RefSeq and is a predicted model, not a curated record.